AUGUGCCGCGGCUCCUGGACAGGGGAGAGCAACAGGUUGGCCCAACGCCCAUCUCUAAAAAUGAAGAUCCCAGAUUCUUUACUUGUCUGCGCCACCACCGUAAUCUUUCCAGGUGCUGUCUUCACAGUUAUUUCAGGGUCUCUUUUCCAUCAGAUUCAUGACGACACUCAGCUGCCCCGCUACGGUCACGAGGCUCGGUUCGGGAAACCGUCCAAGGCGGCGGCGCCGCAACCAGAGCCUGCAGAAGAGCCUGAGCUAGAACCUCUUGCGACGCUCCCGCCGACUCCGGUUUUCCCGUCCAACCAAGCGAUGAGUCUGUUCCUGCAGUCGUAUGCGCGCAUGCUGCAGCACGUCAAGACGGGGACGGUGGUCGGAAAAGGGAGAAAAGUCGGCGUUGACCACAGCCACGACGCGCUGGUUUCUGGAGACUCGCUCGCCGCGGCUGGCGACACUGUGCUGGAGCGAGUGCACCUUGGGCUCGGCGCGCUGCUACACCAUCCCCAGCAUGGCGUGCAGGGAGGGACAGUGUGGGGCCGCAAGGAGGAGGCGGUGGAACGGUGUCUGGAAGAGCUAGAGAAGGACGUGGAGCACAUGAGGGAUGCCCAUGAGAAAGCACCGCCUGCCACCACGCUGAACCUUGCUACAGCGCACUGCUUGGAUGCUGCAAAGAUGAUCAGCAAGCUCUGA
Messenger RNA from Closterium sp. Yama58-4, 687 nucleotides. NCBI's taxonomy places the organism in Eukaryota, Viridiplantae, Streptophyta, Zygnematophyceae, Desmidiales, Closteriaceae. The record is from the annotation of a GenBank genome assembly.